UGUGAUGGUUAUUGUGUGCAUUAAAAUAUAGGCACUUUGAAUUGUAGUGGGUAUUUACUGUACAUUAAAUUUAUAGUGUUACUUUUUUUUUUUUUAACUGCCCUAUUUAACUCUUAGAGAUUCAUUCAUGGACAAACCUGGCAACUUGUUUCCUGUUUUAUUAUUUUGCCCAUAUUUGGUCUGUGCUUCCUCCCCUGUUAAUUUGACCUAAUUUUGUUUAUUGGGACUCAUUGUUAAGCUCCACCUUUUUGGCCAUAUUUGGUCUGUGCUUCCUCCCCUGUUAAUUUGACCUAAUUUUGUUUAUUGGAACUCAUUGUUAAGCUCCACCUUUUUGCCCAUAUUUGGUCUGUGCUUCCUCCCCUGUUAAUUUGACCUAAUUUUCUUUAUUAGGAUUCAUUAUUAUGCUCCACCUUUUUGCCCAUAUUUGGACUGUGCUUCCUGUCUUUGAUGAAUUGUUUUAUUGUCUCUGUCUUGCUGCUGAUGAUUACAAUUAGCAACCAAUUGCCAAACAGCUGGACCUGCUUAAGUGAAAGGGUAUAAAAAACUGUUUCUUUGGGAGAGGACGUUGGAUUUUGUUUUGAGGGUGACGUAGAUGUUUGCUGCCAUGGUGUAAUACACUCUCCUGCCUUGCAACAGAAGUUUGGGUUCCCAGGACGUUUGCUGAACAACGGUGCACUGCUCUGGAUUUCCUCAACGCUCUCUAAUGUUGCCUGAAGGGCCCCCCAGCAGUACCUACCUGGUAGUUCCAGCGGCUGGCGUCGUCCUGAAGACUGUGAUUUUCCUCCGACCUCCCUCAAGGCUCUCUAAUGUUGCCUGAAGGGCCGUAAAUAUAUUUUUGUUACUGCACUGUGAAUGUGUCCAUUUACUAUUUGUGGUGUUGGUGUUUAUGGUGGUCGCUUGUUUCCAGUCCCAGAAAUACCUAUCUGGUCGUUCCAGCGGGUGGCGUUAUUCUGAAGACUGUGGUUAUCCUCAAACCUCUCUCAACGCUCGCUAUGGUUGCCCGAAGCCUCUGCAAUACCUUUCCUGUGGUCUCAGUGGCGGCUUUGUCCUGAAGACAGUGGUUACCCUCUAACUUCCCUCAACACUCGCUAACUUCGCCUGAAGGGCCGUAACUAUAUUUUGUCGUACUACAGUGCAAGUGUGACCUCUGCUGUUUGUUGUGCUGGUGGUUAUUCUUGGUGCUCUCUUCUAGCCUCUGGAUUGUCCCGUUGGUGAUCUUGGCCCAGUGCUGCUGCGAGCCUGCCUUGGCUACCCGGAGUCUUCCUCAACGUUUGCUGCUUAAAGUACCGUCACUUUCUCUGGUGGGUCUGACGACUGCCGUGACCUUCUGGACGUAUUUGCUCGAUUAUUUGGAAGGACAGCUGGGCGGAUUGCCGAGGAGCCACCGAACCUUAACCCCGCCCCCAUUUGCUAUAAAGACUUUAUUUUAGUGGACUUUACCCUCCAUAAUAGUGUUUCCUAUUUAAUGCUUUCUAGCCUAUUAAUAAAAAGUAUUUUUUGCAUUUAUACACUGACUGUCUGUUUUGUUUCCGUGGCUGGGACCUGAGUCAUUUUAUUGUCACUAGGUGACAGUCUUUUUUCUGGCGUAGUCGGCAGGAUCCCAGCAGCGGAACACAACAGUCAUGUCUGAUCCUCCUAGUAGUGCAGCUAAUCAAGAGGCAGAGGGAAAUGGGGCUAGAGGAGGUAAUCAGGCAGCAGCCCAUUUGUUGGUGCCAUGGUUUAUGGGGGGGCCAUGGAUACCCCGUUUUAGCGGGGAGAAGGGAAAGUUUAAUUCAUGGAGGUCUCAGAUAGAGGCUAUGCUAAGGGCACAAGGGCUAACCACACAACAAGGGGUGGAUUUCCUGUUGGCAGCUCUAGAUGGGGAGGCAAGGCGGCAGGCACGUUUAUUUAAGGCAGAGGAGACUGCCGAUACCAAGGCAUUGCUAGACGCCCUACAGAAGAGGUAUGGUGAUGGAGCAAGUCGAGCACAGCGACGGUCAAGGUUCUUUAGCUGUAGGCAAAGUCAGGAUGAGGGAGUGGAAUCUUUUAUCUUAAAGUUACGGGAACUCUACUUUGACUGGCAAGGACGUGAGCCAACUCAAGAAGAAGAGGGCGAGUAUCUGUUAGACCAGUUCACCUUGAACUUAAGACCAGGCCCAAUUCAGCAAGAGAUCCAUCGCCAAGUGCGUCGCAACCCACAGUUGACAUUUGCUGCUGUCUGUACUGAGGCUAUAGCACUCCAGCAAGAGCAACAACAUGGAGAAGACCAUGCCUGGGUUAGAUGGGCUGCUACACCUACAGCUGUGGCCUCACCAGUCCACACCCCAAAAUGUGACACACCUGACAUGAGCCAAUUAAAAAGCGAACUCCAGGCAGAAUUGCGCAAAGAAGUGGCAGAGCAACUGAAGGGUUUGAGUGCCUCCAUUGUUGAAGAACUCCGCAGACAGAUAUCACCUACUCCCCCAAUGACUAGUCAACCCACUGUUCCAUCUUUGUCUGCCAACAUGCCCCAACUGCCCGUCGGUCCAACUGUACGUUCAAGACCUCAACAGAUACCACCAGGCAGGGGGUCCUUCCAGUGGGAUACUGAGGGGAGGCCUAUAUGCAGGGACUGUGGAGGAGUGGGGCACAUCCAGAGGCACUGCCCAAAGCGUCGCAGGUCAAAUUCGGGUUUUUAGCCCCCCCUGCCACCAAGGGACGUGUGGCAGGGACAGUCGCUCACUCUGCUGGAGUGACGAUGAAGUCCCAGCUUAUUGGAGAAUGUCCACGUGUUGAGGUGGAGGCUAAUGGAAAAAUAAUUUCUUGUGUCCUUGAUACCGGCUCCCAAGUCACUCUGGUGAGUAAAGCCUUCUUUGCAAAACAUUUUGGGAAUAUUGACAUAAGUUGCGCUUAUGAUUCUCCCUGGCUAACCUUACGAGCUGUUAAUGGGUUACAGAUACCAUAUGUUGGCUAUGCAGUUGUUGAUUUUGCUGUUGGGGGCAUCCAGGUUCCACAGAAGGGAAUGGUGGUGGUUGAAGACGGGUGUAUGGGAGCAGACCAUGCCAUUCUAGGGAUGAAUGUAAUUGCACACUGCUGGGAUGAACUGGCCAAAGGCAAACACCCUGGGUUAACCGCUUUUAAGUCUCUUGUGUCGCCUGUAGCAGGUCAAGCCUGGGAACAAGCUUUCUCGGUCUGCCAGAGGGUGACAGCUGAAGGGCAUGCCAUCCCCUUUCAAGGAGUGGCUCGACUACCCCGACAACCACCAGUUGUUAUCCCCCCUGAGUCUGAGAUGGUGGUAUGGGCUCAACUUCAGGAGGGAGCCCCCAAGACAGUCUACAAUGCAUUAAUAGAACCCUUUGAAGAUCAAGAUGGGGAGUGGUAUGUAGCACGUCUCUAGCAGUG
Misgurnus anguillicaudatus (oriental weatherfish) is the source of this 3360-nucleotide messenger RNA. Lineage: Eukaryota; Metazoa; Chordata; Actinopteri; Cypriniformes; Cobitidae. The record is from RefSeq and is a predicted model, not a curated record.